Annulohypoxylon maeteangense is the source of this 3207-nucleotide messenger RNA. Its product is annotated as DUF1740-domain-containing protein. Gene Ontology annotation, molecular function: protein binding. Gene Ontology annotation, cellular component: catalytic step 2 spliceosome. Bases 1 to 3207 code for a protein of 1068 amino acids. The transcript is spliced from 2 exons. The record is from RefSeq and is a predicted model, not a curated record. Gene Ontology annotation, biological process: negative regulation of RNA catabolic process; regulatory ncRNA-mediated post-transcriptional gene silencing. NCBI's taxonomy places the organism in Eukaryota, Fungi, Ascomycota, Sordariomycetes, Xylariales, Hypoxylaceae.
AUGUCAUCUAAACAGGGGAAGAGUUUAGCUGUGCCGAAAUUUGGCUCUUUCAAGCCCAAACCUGAGCCAACACAAAUCCAACCAAAUAAUGAAGAUGAUAAACCAAGACAACAUGACGAACGCCAUAUUUCUCGAAAAGAAAACACCCGCCAUUCUUUAGCAGGUAAAUCUGAUCAGCAUGAUAGUGCCCACACUCAUGAAAUCUCAUAUCGUCCAUCCCCGUCGGAACAAGCAAAAGAUGGUCUAUUCAUUUAUGACAAACGAGGUGAUACCUUAAUUAGGAGGUAUGGUAGUAUCAACCGUCGUGACGUUCCCAACUACCGCCGUUUUGGAUCCGGUCGUAUUCUUGGAGUCGAUGGCUAUAUGAUAAUCGAUCAUACCAAGAGCUAUGAUGAGUUCUUCAUAUUAACUCAUCAUGAAACCCGUUCCCUGCUUAGUAGUGACAGAAAGACCCUCUUAGCUAAAGGUCAUCUUAAAUCUCAACCUAUCAGGGUUCGACGGGAACAGUCACAGACAGUGUCAGGGUCUGAGGAUUUUGUACCUCUUAAAUCUUCAAGGAAACGAAAGCGAGCCGGUUCCGAACCAGAGAGUUCGUCGAGCGAGGAAGAGCAGUCGUAUAGAUCAAUCCAUGGGAAAAGCAAGAAUCAUGAGCAUUACGAUAGUGAUGUGGACUAUGACAGUGACACCUCUACAGGCCCAAGGGAUCUCGAAUUGGAUGAUCCUAUAAAUUUGAAGUCGGUUGAGUUAUCUAGGGCAGUACGAGACCAUCCCGAAGAUAUCGACGCCUGGUUUAAGUUAGUCGAUCAUCAAGACACGCUUCUGCGAGUAGGCGCUCAACAUGAGCGCCACCCAACUACAGCAGAAGUCAGAAGCUUUGCUGAUAUCAAAUUAUCAAUGCUCCAGCAGGCAUAUUCUCACGCAACAACUAAUUUACAACGAGAGAAGUUACAGUUAAGAAUCAUGCGAGAAGGUUCAAAAGUGUGGGACGCCAAGGUCCUUACAAAACGAUGGGACGAAGCAUUCGAGAAGCACGGAACUAGUUUUGGGUUGUGGAGGGAACAUACAAAUUUCGAACAGACGAGGCUGUCAACUUUCCAGUACGAGAAGAUCAAGAAACUCUAUGUUGAGCGAUUACGGUACUUGGAAUCAGAGGUUUCGAAUAAAGAAUCACAUUCAGAUCGUAUUCAAAUCUAUGAACAUAUGAUAUAUGUGUUCCUUAGGGCCACACGAUUCAUCUCAGAUGCCGGAUUUAGAGAUCUUGCCACAGCAGCAUGGCAAGCUACACUAGAAUUGACAUUUUCCCGGCCCUCGACUCUAACGGAACAAUCUGAUAUCGGAAUACCAUCUAGCUUCCAAGAAUUUUGGGACAGCGAAGUGCCGCGGAUAGGAGAGGAAUUAGCUCAGGGAUGGGCUGUUUUUGAACAGAAUAGUGGGACACAGGAACCUCCCGAGCCUAAAGGUUCAGACAGAUGGUCACCACCAAAUACUCGAGAUGGGUAUAAAGCAUGGUCAGCUAUCGAGCAACAUAAAGCUCGAUCUGCUACGAAUCCCGCGCGCACCUUAGAUGACGGAGCAGAGGACGACCCAUUUCGAGUCGUCAUGUUUGCGGAUAUCCAGGAUAUACUUUUAUAUCUUCCUACAGAAGUUAUUCCUGAUAUUCAGAAUCAAUUACUAGAUGCAUUCUUGAUAUUUUGCCAGUUACCUCCCGCACACUGUUCUAGUAACAUCGUUCUGGACAUGGUUUUAGAUGAUUUCCUUAUUCGCAGUUCAGCGAAACUCAUCGUCACAGAGGCUGCACCGGAUCUAGCUACAGAUUCUGAAGGACAAGACAAAAAGCUGCCAGAAUUUCCGCACGACUACCAACAUAUGGUUACUACUCCGGAAAUACUCUUCCCAACGCCACAUUGGUUUAAGUUGAUGAAGAAUAUUCGGGAUGACGUUCCCACCGACCAAUAUCACUGGAUUUCGAUUACAUUGAAGCAACUUGUCCGUACAUUUGGGAUCCGUGAGCUUGCUCCGUACUAUCUCGCUUUCGAGUCUAUAAACGAUCCAGGAAACGAGAAGAAAACGGCCAAGGCUCUCUUAAAGCAGAAUCCAUCAAAUGUCGUUCUGUAUCGGGGCUACUCAAUACUGGAAUGGACUAAGGGCAAUAAGGACGUCGCUCGCAAUACCAUAGCUGCUGCGAUGGGUUUAACAACAAUCUCACCUCGCGAUAAGCUUUCUUUAAGCAUUGCUGCAGCGUGGAUGGAAAUUGAAGACCACAAUUUGGCCAAGGGGACACUUCAGUUAUGUGCCUUGUCAGGCGAUAAUUCUGCAACAGCGAUAUUACAAAAUACAUCUGCCUCCACGGCGCAAAUUCUCAAAACUAGACAGUUUCUGUCAUCAAACCGAGACUAUCUACUAUCAUCAGGAAAUGCGGAGGAUGCUAUCGUCUACGCCGAAGGUCUAGCUCUGCUCGAAUACUUGACGCAACAAAGUAAUAAGGAGCCUUCUGGUGGGUCCCAAGGAGAUAUUUGGUCUGCGAUUUCGAGCAUUUCAACUUUUUCGGAUGAGUUAAUUGCUCGUGAACUAGGAGAUAGUUCUCCCCAUGAGCAACUACUUCAGUUUGCUGCUCGUUUACUUUACCACUAUGCUAGUCAAGGUCCUUUUAGAUCCGGGUUCCUACGCGAGCAACUUACGAAAUACAUCAAAUUCUUCCCCCAAAAUACGAUAUUCCUCAGUCUAUUCGCGUGGAGAGAGGCACGUCUGAGCAUCGACGAUAAAGUGCGCUCUAUCCUCGACAAAGUUGUUCUAGUUGAACCACACGAUUGUGUCAGCAGUCGGGUGUUCGCCAUCCGCUACGAGUCGCGCACUGGCAACGUACACUCCACACGAGCAGCGUUCGAGCACGCCCUCGAGAGCGAGGUGUGUAAGAACCACCCCGGCUUGUGGAUAUCGUAUAUCAGGUUCUGUCACGACAAUAAGCAGCUCCGAUCCAAAGCCAAAAGCGUAUUUUAUCGAGCGAUCCAACGUUGUCCGUGGUCGAAGGAAGUGUUUAUGGAGGCGUUCGUCACGCUGCUUAGAGACAUCGAUUCAUCCGAACUUAGGUCGGUCUAUAAUACGCUCUGCGAGAAGGGAUUGAGGGUGCAUGUCGAGAUGGAUGAAUUUGUGGAUAAAUGGCGGCGGGAGCAGAAGGAAGGGAAGGGAAAGGAUAGAGUUAGGAGAUAG